UCCCCCCUCCCCCCCAGCUCGCGAUAAGAAGAGCCGGCGGCAGGAGAGGGGAUGAAGAUGGCGGACGCGAAGCAGAAGCGGAACGAGCAGCUGAAGCGCUGGAUCGGCUCGGAGACGGACCUCGAGCCUCCCGUGGUGAAGCGCCAGAAGACCAAGGUGAAGUUCGACGAUGGCGCCGUCUUCCUGGCCGCCUGCUCCAGCGGCGACACGGACGAGGUGCUCAAGCUGCUGCACCGCGGCGCCGACAUCAAUUACGCCAAUGUGGACGGACUCACCGCCCUGCACCAGGCCUGCAUUGACGACAAUGUUGACAUGGUGAAGUUUCUGGUAGAGAAUGGAGCAAACAUCAACCAACCUGACAACGAGGGCUGGAUCCCACUGCAUGCCGCUGCUUCCUGCGGGUACCUCGACAUUGCAGAGUUUUUGAUUGGUCAAGGAGCACAUGUAGGAGCUGUCAACAGUGAAGGAGACACACCUUUAGAUAUUGCUGAGGAAGAGGCAAUGGAAGAGCUACUUCAGAACGAGGUCAAUCGGCAAGGUGUUGAUAUAGAAGCAGCUCGAAAAGAGGAAGAACGGAUAAUGCUUAGAGAUGCCCGGCAGUGGUUAAAUAGUGGUCACAUUAGUGACGUCCGGCACGCAAAAUCUGGAGGGACAGCGCUCCACGUGGCAGCUGCCAAAGGUUAUACAGAAGUUUUAAAACUUCUAAUACAGGCAGGCUAUGAUGUUAACAUUAAAGAUUACGAUGGCUGGACACCUCUGCACGCGGCAGCUCACUGGGGUAAAGAAGAAGCAUGUCGAAUCUUAGUGGACAAUCUGUGUGACAUGGAGAUGGUCAACAAAGUGGGCCAAACAGCCUUUGAUGUAGCAGAUGAAGACAUUUUAGGAUAUCUAGAAGAACUGCAAAAAAAACAAAAUCUGCUGCAUAGUGAAAAACGCGAUAAGAAAUCUCCACUAAUUGAGUCAACAGCAAAUAUGGAAAAUAAUCAACCUCAGAAGACUUUCAAAAACAAAGAAACAUUGAUUAUUGAACCAGAAAAAAAUGCAUCUCGCAUCGAGUCUCUGGAACAAGAAAAGGCUGAUGAGGAAGAGGAAGGGAAGAAGGAUGAGUCAAGCUGCUCCAGCGAGGAAGAGGAGGAGGACGACUCGGAGUCAGAAGCGGAGACUGAUAAGACAAAGCCCAUAGCUUCAGUAACUAAUGCUCACACUUCCAGCACUCAGGCAGCUCCUGCAGCCGUUACAACACCUACCCUGUCUUCUAGUCAGGGGACCCCUACAUCACCUAUUAAAAAGUUUGAUUUCCUUGCUUCUCUCAUGCCUGUGGAGUCAGUAGACCCUGCAUCAUGGAGGCAGGGCUUGCGCAAAACUGGCAUUGUGCUGGUGCCCAGUCAGGGCGAAAAAUCCAUGUUCCCAACUUCAACUACAAAAAUUUCUCCCAAAGAAGAAGAAAGAAAAGAUGAGUCUCCUGCAUCCUGGAGGUUAGGACUUAGAAAGACUGGCAGUUAUGGUGCGCUGGCUGAAAUCACCGCAUCUAAAGAGGCCCAGAAGGAGAAAGACACUGCAGGUGUGAUACGUUCAGCGUCAAGUCCGAGACUGUCAUCCUCUUUGGAUAAUAAAGAAAAGGAGAAAGAUAGCAAAGGAACAAGACUUGCAUAUGUUGCACCUACAAUCCCGAGGCGCCUGGCCAGUACAUCUGACAUUGAAGAGAAGGAGAACAGAGACUCUUCAAGUUUGCGAACAAGUAGUUCUUACACAAGAAGAAAAUGGGAAGAUGAUCUUAAAAAAAAUAGUUCAAUCAAUGAAGGAUCCACUUACCAUAGAAGUUACUCCUUUGGUAGAAGACAAGAUGAUUUGAUUAGUUCUAGUGUUCCAAGCACCACAUCAACACCAACAGUUACCUCUGCAGCUGAGCUUCAGAAGAGCCUCCUCUGCAGCACAAGCUCGACUGCAAAGACUCCCGUGGCCUCUCCCUCCACAGGCACACAGAGCAGUACCUCAAAUCGUUUGUGGGCUGAGGAUAGUACUGAGAAAGAAAAGGACAGUGCUCCUACCACAGUCACCAUUCCUGUUGCUCCAACUGUUGUAAAUGCUGCAGCUUCUACCACAACCCUGACUACAACUACUGCUGGCACUGUUUCCUCCACAUCAGAGGUCAGGGAGAGACGCAGGUCAUACCUCACUCCUGUUAGGGACGAAGAGUCUGAAUCCCAAAGAAAAGCAAGAUCUAGACAAGCAAGACAGUCUAGACGGUCAACACAGGGGGUAACGCUGACUGAACUUCAAGAGGCUGAAAAAACAAUAGGAAGAAGUCGUUCUACAAGAACCAGAGAACAAGAAAAUGAAGAGAAAGAAAAAGAGGAAAAAGAAAAACAGGAUAAAGAGAAACAAGAAGAAAAGAAGGAAUCAGAAACAUGUAGAGAAGAUGAAUAUAAACAAAAGUAUUCCAGAACAUACGAUGAGACUUAUGCACGUUACAGACCAGUGUCAACAUCAAGUUCAACCACUCCAUCCUCCUCUUCACUUUCUACCAUAGGCAGUUCGCUCUAUGCUUCGAGUCAGCUAAACAGGCCAAAUAGUCUUGUAGGUAUAACGUCUGCCUACUCCCGGGGAUUAACAAAGGAAAAUGAAAGAGAGGGAGAGAAAAAAGAAGAGGAGAAAGAAGGUGAAGAUAAGUCACAACCUAAAUCAAUCAGAGAGCGGCGGCGACCUAGAGAAAAAAGGCGGUCUACUGGAGUUUCACAUUGGACACAAGAUAGUGAUGAAAAUGAGCAAGAGGAUACAGAGGAUGGCUCCAACAAGAAGGAGACUCAGACGGAUUCUGUUUCCAGGUAUGACAGCAGUUCCACAUCAUCAAGUGAUCGGUAUGACUCCCUGCUGGGUCGCUCUAGUUCUUACAGCUACUUAGAAGAAAGAAAACCUUAUAGUAGCAGGCUAGAAAAGGAUGACUCAACUGACUUCAAAAAGCUUUAUGAACAAAUUUUAGCUGAAAAUGAAAAGCUAAAGGCACAGCUACAUGAUACAAAUAUGGAGCUCACGGAUCUGAAGCUGCAGUUGGAAAAGGCUACCCAGAGACAAGAAAGAUUUGCUGAUAGGUCUCUAUUGGAGAUGGAAAAAAGGGAACGAAGAGCUCUAGAAAGAAGAAUAUCUGAGAUGGAAGAAGAGCUUAAAAACCUGCACCAAAUAAACCAAAUUGAAGCUCUGAGGGAGCUAAAUGAGAGGCUGCUGGCUGAGAAUAGGGCCUUGACAAGAGCGGCAGCCAAGCGCUCAGGGUUCUGUAGGCAGCUGCAGUCUGUGAGCCUGUAAUUUAUAGUUUCAUCAUUUCUUCUUGGUAGAGCCAGAUGUUACCAGACUUAAAAGCAGACAACCAGAGGCUAAAGGAUGAAAAUGGGGCCUUAAUCAGAGUUAUAAGCAAACUUUCCAAGUAGGAUGGAAAACAGAAACGGGCAAAGCAGCAGGGCUUGCACACGCUCCCCAGUGGACCACAUUGGCAGUCACUGGAUGCCCAAAAGAACCCUUGGAGACUGUCUCUUUCCCAGGCCCUGCCAAGUGCCCUCUUAUCUAGGAGUUUUGUUCUGUUUAACUUUUGGCCCCGCCCCCUUGGUUAUCAAGACCAUUGUUUCAUGUUAAAGCAGCUGCUGAGAGGAUCUUUUUCCAAUGACUGAGAAAACUUGUUUACAGCUCCAGCAAAUAAAGAAAGUGUUCAAGGCCAGAUAUGCCUCAGCUAUCUAACCAGUAAGCCUUAGUUGUACAGACAUCCCUUUGUGUCAACAAAACUUCCAGCUCUCACAGAAGACAGUUAUUCAACUUUUUUUUUUUUUUUU
Acomys russatus (golden spiny mouse) is the source of this 3818-nucleotide messenger RNA. It is a transcript of the gene Ppp1r12a, whose product is annotated as protein phosphatase 1 regulatory subunit 12A. Bases 52 to 3300 code for a protein of 1082 amino acids. The transcript is spliced from 27 exons. Gene Ontology annotation, molecular function: enzyme inhibitor activity; protein kinase binding; phosphatase regulator activity. NCBI's taxonomy places the organism in Eukaryota, Metazoa, Chordata, Mammalia, Rodentia, Muridae. The record is from RefSeq and is a predicted model, not a curated record. Gene Ontology annotation, biological process: signal transduction. Gene Ontology annotation, cellular component: A band; cytoplasm; Z disc.